Molecule: messenger RNA, 3790 nt
Organism: Sodiomyces alkalinus F11
Lineage: Eukaryota; Fungi; Ascomycota; Sordariomycetes; Glomerellales; Plectosphaerellaceae
Exons: 3
Coding region: 414-3353 (979 amino acids)
Source: RefSeq, a predicted model, not a curated record
AUUUUCCAGCCACCCCUGGUUCUACACGACAUCUAGUGGGCUCCCAAGUUCUUUCAACGCUCCUCGCGAUUAUCAAACUCGUUUUCGUUCCUUUGACUAGUUUUCGAAUUAUCGAAUCUUGUGUCUUGGAGCGCGAUACGGUCUUUGCCUCGCUGAGCAGCCUCCCUCCUCCUCCUCCUCCUCCUCCUCCUUCUCCUCCUCAGCCACCCUCUGUAAAUCAUAAUUACUAUCUAUAGCAACCUCGGACAGUUCCUCGAUCGACGACAGUUUCAAAGCGCAAUCGACGUUUCAACCACUCUUCCAUCUACAAGUUUGAAAAACAGCAACGAGCAUACACUUUAUGCAUUAUUUCUCUUGACGGUGGAUCCUGAAUAAUGUGGUAGGGCGACUGUUUUGGGGGGCCAGUCACAAGCAUGGAUGGGUACUCUGCAAUGAGGGACCCUGACGACUAUGGGCCGGAAAUCCCGUCGGCGCAGUCGCACGCCUCGAGUGGGAGGAUGCCGACCGAUGGAUAUACCAAGGAGAUGGUGAAAGCUUUCCGAGGCGACGCGCAGGAUGACCAUUCAAUGAACACAAAUCGCCCUCGCGACUCCGCGCUCGUCGAUCUCAAUGACCCCAUACAAGUCCAUCUUCUCACCGAGACCGCUCUAUCCGACAGCAAGACAUACCAAAUACUAUCGCAGGAAGAGGUCGACGAUCUCAAGAAGCAAAGCCAACUCUUGACCCAACGAAUCGAACAGACCCGCGCAAACUUGAUCAUCCAAUCCAAAUACCGCGAUGCUGCCAUUUCCGUUGCCAAGCUCUACGGGGCCCAGAGUCAGGAAGGGGGAAAGAGGCCGAGCUUUUCGGAUCAGGACAGCGAAUCGGCGCGCGAGGCGGAAAUGGAGCGUCAGGAGAGCGAGAGGAUAUGCGAGGAGCUAACAUCCGAGCUGUGGAAUUUGGAGAAGCGUUUGAUGGAGCCGCAGAGGAGGCUUCUCGAACACACCGCCGGUAUUCUUCAGCUCACCCACAAGGCAUCCAAGAAGGCGGCGUCGGCCGAAAAGAACGUCAGACUUCCGCCUAACCAUGGCAUACCCGGCAGCCCUGAGAGUCUAUACACCUUCUCAAAAGACCGAAAUAGCAUGGAGGCCGCCGACGAUGCGUAUUUGGACGGCCAGCAUGUUGGUGUUCGAGGGCUCGGUGGGAGCGGUCUCGCCACGAAUCUGCCCAAGGAGUUGCCUAUCGAACCUCCACAACGGUCACCCAUACGGGAGCAGACUACUCAGAUACGAGAUGAAAAUGAGCGGCUCCGGGCCGAGAACGAUCAACUUGCUGCCCAGGUUGAAAUGCUGUCGACGGAUCUUGAUGGCCUUCGGGAAGUAGAAUCAACGCGCCAACGGUGGAUGGCUGAGGCCGAACAGCGAGUCGGGAGCCUCAGCGGGUCUCUUCGGGAUGCGCUCGUGAGGCUCGAUCCGGAGAAGAAGGGCAACUGCCAGCCGCCACCGUCUGGACCACCCGAUGCUGAGAGAUCACCGGACCCCGGAUCCGUUCUGGACAACCAUUUGCACUACCUAGAGCAGGGACUUAUGAGGGUCCAAGAAACCCAUGAAACUCGGUCAUCGGAACAGCUUCGAGACGCCGAGUCGGCCGCCGCCACCGCUUCUAUUGCCCUGGCCCAAGCAGAGGCUCGCGUCGAUACACUGAAUGCCCAGCUAAGAGACCUCCUUGCCACCAUCGAUCCCAACUACCCGGAUCCUCCCGACUCUUCCAACGUCGAACUUGGUGCCCAGUUUGACUACGCAGAAAAGUCUCUACAGGUUGUGGAGGCGGAGCUGGCUCGCGCGGCUGAGACGUCCGCGUCGGGCGCCCUCCAAAGACAAGAUGUCGUCGACCAGACCGACGCUGUGCUUGUGGGACUUUGGGAAAUCAUUCAGAACGGAUACGCAGAUAUUCAGCAGAGGAGGGAGCAGCGCCGCAGGAUGCGACAGGAACAGGGCCUAGAACUCGACGAAGAAGACAUGUCCGGAGACGACGACGUGGACGCCACCGAGCCGUACACCCUAUCCUCCUUCUCGACGAGAGUGCAAUGGCUGUACACCCAGGCAACGAAGCUGAAGGACCAGAAAUCGGUCCUCAAGCGCCAGAUCAAGCAACAGCGCGAACUCAACAACAAGUCCGACUCGGCCAAGGACGCGGAGCUCCGAGCCAAAGAUGACGAGGUGACCGAGGUCCGAACACUCCUCCACGAGUCCCAACAGGAAGUUAGGAGGGUGGAAGGCUUGCUGUCGGAUGCUUUGAAGAACGCGGAAGACGCCAGCGCCAGGCUUGAGGCCAACCACUCCACCGUCUCCUGGGCGGAGGAGCAGCUUCAGGAACGCGACGCCAAGAUAGAAGCGCUAGAGGCCGACGGCAAAGCGAUCCAGUCCAGGAUGGCGGCCAUUACCGCGACCAUCCAGCAGAUGGAGAGUAGUCUGGACAAGGCGGACGAGGACGUGGCCGCGCUCUCGACCAAGCUGGCCGAGGCCGAGGCGCGGGUGCGGGAACGCGACGCCAAGAUAGAAACGCUGGAGGCCGAGGGCAACUCGAUCCAAUCCAGAAUGGCGGCCAUUACCGCGACCGUCCAGCAGAUGGAAAGUGGUUUGGACAAGGCGGACGAGGACGUGGCCGCACUCUCGACCAAGCUGGCCGAGGCGGAGAAGGCGGUCGAGGAGAAGCAGCAGGAGGCGGACGCCAAGGCCAAGCUGGUCAAGGAGCAGGAGGACGAAAUCGAGAGGUUCCACAUCAUGAUCGCCGAGCUCAAGACGGAGCUCACCAUUGCGCAGGCCGAGCUGGAGGGCGCCUACGGCUCUCGCAAGGAGAGGGCCGUCGAAGCGGCGGCGCUGAAGAACUCGGCCGAGGUGGGCCAGUUCAAGGCCGAGGUGGAAUCGUUGAAGGACGAGCUGGCGGCCACGCUCAAGGAGCUGGAGAUCAUCACGGCGGAGACGAUCGGGGCGGAGCGCGAGAAGCUGGCGGUGGAGACGCGCCUCGACGACGCCCUGGCCGCCCGUGCGGCGCUCGAGCUCGAGGUCGCGGGCCUGAGGGACCGGAUCGACGCGGAGGCUCGCACAGCCCACGACAAGAUGGCCAAGCUGCAGGAAGAGCUCGAUGCCGAGAGGCUGCGGGCCGUGCCGACAGCGGGUGGCUCGGCGGGUGCAAGGCCUGGUGCCGGCGCAUCGAUGCUGAGCGAGCAAUUCAGGGCGACUAUGAAGCGGGAACGGAAGAAGUUUCAGGAGGAUCUUCGAGAGGAACAAGCCAGGAGGCGGAGGCUGGAAGAUGAGCUUCAGAAGCUGCGCAAGGCUGUCGGGCCUGGCAAGAGUCCCCUGAGCCCCAGGUAGCGCCUGGUGACAGGGGAGGUCUUCUUCUUGGUGGGUAGGUGGCAAAGUCACGACUUGGCCGAGGAGAAUAUUGUGCUAUGUUAUGUGAUUUCUUUUUUUUCUUUUUUUCUUCUUUUUUUGGAUAUCCAUGACCUUCGUGUCUUCGCUAUAUAUCAUUUCCCAGUCAAAUUAUUCAGAGGAGAAGGGAGGAGAGCUUCUUUUGCAAUUUCUUCCUUGUCUUAUAUAUGAUAGCGGAGAGUGGUCCGGGCAGGUCGAAGCACCCAGUUGAGCUUUCUUGGCUGCUCGGUUACUGAUAUGAUGGAUAGAAUGGAUAGAUGCCUGUAUAUGAGCGCCACGGCCCAGAUAUGAGGAAAUAAUCCGGUUCCUCCUGCCUAAGGGGGUCGAGGACACAGUACAUUGUUCAAUCAAUUGCCAUUCUAGUCGGCGCUUGGCCGGGG